Messenger RNA from Chaetomium strumarium, 1701 nucleotides. RefSeq names its product UbiA prenyltransferase family-domain-containing protein. The record is from RefSeq and is a predicted model, not a curated record. Gene Ontology annotation, cellular component: mitochondrial inner membrane. NCBI's taxonomy places the organism in Eukaryota, Fungi, Ascomycota, Sordariomycetes, Sordariales, Chaetomiaceae. Gene Ontology annotation, biological process: ubiquinone biosynthetic process. The transcript has a single exon. Bases 263 to 1468 code for a protein of 401 amino acids. Gene Ontology annotation, molecular function: 4-hydroxybenzoate polyprenyltransferase activity.
GCAGAGGAAGUAUGAUCCGAAGCGGGUCUUCCAGACACUGGUACCCGGCGGACAGAAACUGCCAGCGUAAGCGCCCCCAACUGCGGAUCUGGUUGGGAUAUGGCCGCAUAUCCAAUCUAGCGUUGGAUAGACACUAUAUAUACUAGUAUCUUAUUCCAUCAUCCAUGUAUGGUUUCUUGGUAAUCAAGCCCCAAGUGGUAAACAAGUCUCGCCAGGCUUAGUCAACUCCGUUUGUCUCCUUCUCUUCUACCCAACGCUCGCAAUGGUCAGAGGUAGUGCGACUACCACCCGCCCUCGCCACGUCUCCGCAUCCAAAUCGGAGCGGGCCACCACCGCAGCUCCUUCGGUUUCGACACAGUACAGCAGCGACCGUGCCACCGGCUGGGUCUCGCAUCUACCGCCGUCAUGGGUUCCGUACGUCCAGCUCGCCCGCCUCACCUUGCCGGCCGCGCUGAUGCUCAUCUACCUGCCCACUCUGUUCGGCGUUCUCUUGGCCGCCGUCCUUGGUGAAGUCCACCACCACCCCUCUCACUCCCCUGGCUACACCUGCUUCGUCCUCCUGGUAGCCUCCUUCUUCUUUUCCAACGCCGCGCACGUGUGGGACGACCUCGUCGACGCGCCGAUCGACGCCCUGGUCGCGCGCACGGCCCGGCGGCCGAUCCCGCGCGGCGCCGUGUCCCGCCCCGCCGCGCUCGCCUUCGGGGUUGCCAACGCCCUCGGCGCCGCGGCCACGCUGGCCUGGGGCUUCCCCGACCCGGCCCUCGCCUUCCGCUACGCUGCGCCCAACAUCCUCGCUACGACGUACUACCCCUUCGCCAAGCGCCACACCAACCUCCCCCAGCUCGUCCUGGGGUUCUGCCUCGCCUGGGGCGUCGUCAUGGGCGCCGUGGCCGUCGGCUGCGAACCUUACUACUACUCCCAUCACCAUCACACCACUGCUAGUAGUACAACAACAACAACAAUAACAACCGCUACCCUCAUCCCGGCCCUCCUAACUCUCGGCCCGCUCACCAUGCGAACCCCCUUCCUGGCCCUUCACGCGGCCUGCACCCUCUGGUCCGCCAUCUACGACACCAUCUACGCGGCCGAGGACUACGAUCACGACGUUGCGCUCGGCGUGGGCAGUCUGGUCGUGCUGUGCGGCGGGCCGCGCGGCCCGCACACCAAGCGGGUGCUGUACCUCCUGCUGGCGUGCUUGGGUGGCUGUUUGGUGGUUUGCGGCCUAUCGACGACAAGAACAGGGAAGGUGGGGAUGGAGACAGGGGUGGGGAUGGGGAUGUCUUGGUGGUAUUAUGCGGUGGCGCCCGUCGGUGCUACGGCUGCGUUGGGCGCUAUGAUUCGGGAUGUGGACUUAGAGGAUCCGAAGAGUACGUGGUGGUGGUUUCGGUAUGGGUAUUGGUUUGUUGCGGGGAGUAUUGUGGUCGGGUUGGCGGGUGAGGUGGCGUUGGUGAGGGGGUGGGGAGUGUAGACCCUAGAGGAAUCUGUGAGAGGGAGAAAGACGGGGGAGAGAGAUGCGGUGAGGUGCCUGUUGAUCGGGGUAUGGUAUGGUUACCUUACACAACGCAAUGUUAUGCUGUAUAGAGGUUGAUUUAGUCUGCCUAACACGGGUCUUGGAUCACCUGGCUUUGCAUUACAUAGACUCAGAUGAUUUGACUUUGUUUGUCGUGAGCUUCGGCUGUAAGAGGAAGCCCGAGAGUACCU